AUGCUUGUAUCACCAGCUAUAAAUUCGAAAGAAAUACUCUAUAGAAGCGGCUCGAUCGGUUCUAUUAUAUACCUUUUAUCAUCACUCGAAAUUGCCAAUGAAAUGCGGAAAACAAUAGCAGAAAGACGCUUAAAUGAAAAAAUAGAGAAACUUCAUAAAGACAACUUCCACCUAAACAGGAUGACUACAACAGCCACCGAAAAUAAUGAGCUCCAGACAAACAUAUACUCUCAUCUUCUAGUAGAUGCUCUACUAAAUCUUAUGCAGGAUCUUUACCCAAGAAAAGGAUGUCUUAGUGGCUGCGAGGCUCGGGGGGACGCGAUUCAUAUACUGUACAUAUACUCCAAUCCAAAAUCAUCCUCCAACCACGUGUUCGUCGUCGAGUUAGACACCUCCAGGACUUCGAGUUCAACGACGUCAACGACAACCACGUCGGCGUACUUCGCCUGGAGUUCGAAGAUCGAUCUCAAUCUCAAGUCCGGCAAGCCAAUCGUGGCGGUGAUCGACUACGAUUCCGGCAUGAAUAUCGUCAACAUCACCCUCUCACCGUCGUCAACAAAACCCCUAUCCCUUCUCCUCUCCGACAGAAUAGAUCUGUCUCUGAUUCUACACGAAACUAUGUUCAUCAGGUUUUGA
Molecule: messenger RNA, 636 nt
Organism: Striga asiatica
Lineage: Eukaryota; Viridiplantae; Streptophyta; Magnoliopsida; Lamiales; Orobanchaceae
Source: the annotation of a GenBank genome assembly